AUGGCGGACGCCAGUGACAAGUCCGCGGCCGAGGGUCCCUCAGGCAACGGGUACGCUGAACACGAUGAUAACCCAACCAAGGCAAAGGCAACCAUCGAUAUCGACGUCCUUGCGGAGAGCAUCCCAUAUGGACCCAGUGGUGUGAGAGGCAUCUUCUCUUCGGGGCCUUACAUGUUGUCUGCGGCAUUCUUGGCCUCGCUCGGAGGGUUCUCGUUCGGCUACGAUCAGGGCGUCAUGGGCAUCAUCAACGUUCUCCCGCAAUUCCACGCCGUCAUCCCGGAAGCAGAGAACGAGUUCAACAAGGGAUUCAUGACGGGUAUGCUCCUGCUCGGCGCUUUCAUCGGCUGCUGGUUCUACCCGUACAUCUCCGACCGCUGGUCUAGGAAGAAGGCGCUCCUUCUGAGUUCCAUCAUCUUCUGCAUCGGUGGUGUCAUCCAGACCGCAGCAUAUAACUACGCGACCGUUGUUGUUGGGCGAACAAUUGGAGGUAUCGGGACCGGAACACUUGCUCUCGGCGCCCCAAUGUACAUCUCCGAAGUCUCCCCGCCUCAUCUCCGCGGAACGCUGCUCGUUCUCGAAUCCGUCGCCAUCGUCGCAGGCGUCACCAUCGCGUACUGGAUCACGUAUGCUUGCAAGGAUAUCGCCGGCGAGGCCUCGUGGCGCGUGCCGUUUGCUCUUCAGCUGCCCUCGGCCAUGAUCCUCGGUGCUAUGAUCCAGCUCUUCCCCUACUCGCCCCGCUGGCUUGCGAUGCAGGACAGGCAUGAGGACUGCUUGAGCAGCUUGUGCAAGCUCCGGAAGCUCCCGGCGUCAGACGAGCGCGUGCAGGCCGAAUAUCAGGGCAUUCUCGCCGAAGCCAAAUUUCAGGCCGUCAUGCUGGAGCGCCGCCAUCCCGGAGUCCGUGGAUUCAAGUUGGAAGUGGUGCAGUGGCUCGAUCUAUUCACCAUCAAGAGCUGGAGGCGGACAAUAGUUGGCGCCGGUGUGUCCUUCUUCCAGCAGUUCCAAGGUGUGAACGGCUUCAUCUACUACGCACCAACCCUCUUCAGAAACAUUGGCCAAUCCGACGAUAUGUCGCUCAUUCUCUCCGGCAUCUUCAACGCGCUACAGAUCGUCGGUGUCUUCAUCGCAUUCAUCCUCAUCGACAGGGUUGGCCGCAGACCGCUCGCCAUCUACGGCGGUAUCGGCAACAUGAUUUGUUUCGUGGUCAUCGCAGCCCUCGUCGGCACUUUCGACAGCAGGUGGGGCGAGAAUACCUCCGCAGGCUGGGCGUGCGUCGCCAUGGCCUUCCUCUUCAUUAUCAUCUUUGGCGCCUCGUACUCGUCCCUCGGAUGGGCUCUUCCUCCCGAGGUGUUUCCCAAUGGUAUGCGCUCCAAGGGCGUUGCGUUCUCGGUGGCUGUCAACUGGCUUUCCAACUUCACAGUGGGCGUCGUUACUCCGCCGAUGAUUGAGAGCAUUGGGUUCGGUACCUACGUUUUCUUCGCCUGUUUCUGUGGCUCGGCUGCAGUUUGGGCUUUCUUCCUUGUUCCUGAGACUAUGGGCAAGACCCUUGAGCAGAUGGACGAAGCGUUUGGUGACUUAAGUGGCCAUGAGGAACAGGAGGUCAUGAGAGAGAUUUUGGGUGGUCAAGCUGUUACAAGCAAGCGGGACGCUGUUUGA
Messenger RNA from Colletotrichum chrysophilum, 1653 nucleotides. RefSeq lists its product as uncharacterized. The transcript has 4 exons. Lineage: Eukaryota; Fungi; Ascomycota; Sordariomycetes; Glomerellales; Glomerellaceae. The record is from RefSeq and is a predicted model, not a curated record. Gene Ontology annotation, biological process: carbohydrate transport; transmembrane transport. Bases 1 to 1653 code for a protein of 550 amino acids. Gene Ontology annotation, molecular function: carbohydrate:proton symporter activity. Gene Ontology annotation, cellular component: membrane.